AUGUCUGGAAGAAGCCAGAACGGAAGCGUCAAUGUCUCCUACACAGAAUUCCUCCUCCUCGCCUUUCCUGGCCUCCAGAAAUCCAGAUACCUGCUGGCCAUCCCCUUCUUCUGCCUUUACAUUUUGAUUGUCGUCGGAAACUCCAUGCUGAUUUACACCAUUAGGGUAGAGAGCAGCCUCCACUCCCCUAUGUACACGCUGAUCGCUUUGCUUUUUGGAGUCAACAUCUGUGGCACCACAGUUGUCCUUCCCAUGAUGCUUCUCAGCUUCGUUUUUGGAGCCCUCCGCAUUUCCCUGACGGCCUGCCUGGUCCAGAUGUUCUUCCUCUACUUUGUUCUCAUGGUGGACUACAACAUUCUCCUCAUGAUGGCUCUAGAUAGAUAUGUGGCCAUUUGCCACCCACUCCGCUACAUGGACAUCAUGACAAGGAAACUCAUAGUGAUACUGACUCUGGUUGCUCUAGCCCGGAGCAUGUCUGUCGUGAGCCCAGUGGUCAUCCUGGCUUCUCAGGUGACAUUCUGCCGGUCCAACAUCAUCAGGCAUUUUGUGUGUGAACAUAUGGCCCUCAUGAGGUUGUCCUGCAGUGACAUCUCCAGGAACAGCAUUGUCGGCUUGCUGGCAAGGACCAUCACCAUCAUCUUUGACGUCAGCUUCUUCCUGACUUCGUACAGCCGUAUCAUUCAUGCGGCUCUGAGGAUAACCUCUGGCCACCUCCGGAACAAGGCUUUCCACACCUGCGGCUCCCACCUCUUGGUUAUCCUCACGGUCUAUUCCUCCAGUCUGAUCUCCUCCGCUGUGUUUCGCUUAGCCAAGUCCGCCACUCAGGACGUCCACAACCUGAUAAGUGCGGUCUACUUGUUGCUCCCUUUGGCCGUCAACCCCGUCAUUUACGGUCUAAGGACCAAAGAGAUCAGGAACAACUUCUUGAAGCUGUUCAAGAGCUAA
Heteronotia binoei (common prickly gecko) is the source of this 945-nucleotide messenger RNA. RefSeq names its product olfactory receptor 52K1-like. Gene Ontology annotation, biological process: G protein-coupled receptor signaling pathway. Gene Ontology annotation, cellular component: membrane. NCBI's taxonomy places the organism in Eukaryota, Metazoa, Chordata, Lepidosauria, Squamata, Gekkonidae. Bases 1 to 945 code for a protein of 314 amino acids. The transcript has a single exon. The record is from RefSeq and is a predicted model, not a curated record. Gene Ontology annotation, molecular function: olfactory receptor activity; G protein-coupled receptor activity.